AUGCCUCGUCCGGGGAGAAACACGUACAGCGACCAGAAACCUCCCUAUUCCUACAUCUCCCUGACCGCCAUGGCGAUCCAGUCGUGCCCGGAGAAGAUGCUCCCGCUCAGCGAGAUCUACAAGUUCAUCAUGGACAGAUUCCCCUACUACAGAGAGAACACCCAGCGGUGGCAGAACUCCUUACGGCACAACCUCUCUUUCAACGACUGUUUUAUUAAAAUCCCCAGGCGGCCGGACCAGCCGGGUAAAGGGAGUUUCUGGGCUCUCCAUCCCAGCUGCGGGGACAUGUUCGAAAACGGAAGUUUCUUGCGUCGUCGUAAACGCUUCAAGUUGAUGAUGAUGGCGUCCGAGCACCUGGCGCAGAGCAAGCCGUCGGACGCCGCCCACUAUCUCCAACAGCAAGCCAAACUCCGACUGAGCGCCCUGGCUGCUUCUGGCACACAUCUCCCGCAAAUGUCCGGCUACAACAUAGGAGUCUCUCACCAACCGUCAACUUUCAAACACCCGUUCGCAAUCGAGAACAUAAUCGCCAGAGAGUAUAAAAUGCCAGGCGGGCUGGCCUUCUCCACCAUGCAGUCUAUGUCUGCUGGUUACCCGCUGCACAACCAGCUCACCACGGCCUGGCCUCAUAUGUACAGCUCCAGCGUCAUGGACACGGUAUCUCCCAUCUCCAUGGCCAGUGAUUAUUCGGCCUACGGAAUGCCCCUCAAGUCUAUUUGCUAUGGCGCGCAGAGUCUACCUGCCAUCCCCGUGCCAAUCAAGCCCACCCCUACUUCGAUGCCAGGGCUCUCGGCGCUGCCAACACAUAUUCCAGCUUUCUUAGCGAACUCUCCCCAGUCUCUCAGCCCCACGUCUCCUCAGACAGCUACCAGCCAAAGCAGCCCUGCCACGCCGAGCGAAACGCUCAUGAACCCGGCCUCUUCGGCCAUGCAGUCCGUGGUGUCGGUGCACUGA
This is a messenger RNA of Salvelinus namaycush (lake trout), 954 nucleotides long. RefSeq names its product forkhead box protein B1-like. The coding region runs from base 1 to 954 and encodes 317 amino acids. NCBI's taxonomy places the organism in Eukaryota, Metazoa, Chordata, Actinopteri, Salmoniformes, Salmonidae. The transcript has a single exon. Gene Ontology annotation, biological process: anatomical structure morphogenesis; cell differentiation; regulation of transcription by RNA polymerase II. The record is from RefSeq and is a predicted model, not a curated record. Gene Ontology annotation, molecular function: DNA-binding transcription factor activity, RNA polymerase II-specific; RNA polymerase II cis-regulatory region sequence-specific DNA binding.